Molecule: messenger RNA, 3310 nt
Organism: Papaver somniferum (opium poppy)
Lineage: Eukaryota; Viridiplantae; Streptophyta; Magnoliopsida; Ranunculales; Papaveraceae
Product: ATP-dependent DNA helicase At3g02060, chloroplastic-like
Exons: 14
Coding region: 131-2632 (833 amino acids)
Biological process (GO): DNA repair
Molecular function (GO): nucleic acid binding; ATP binding
Source: RefSeq, a predicted model, not a curated record
AACUUUAUCCCCUUGUUAAACCCUUCUACAUUCCCCUAUCUUUCCCCAAACCAGUGACUGUUCUAAUGGAGUACUGCUCCAAACCCUAAAUCUUCUAUUCAAUUUCUUGGAAAGAGAAACCCUAAACCUAAUGGCAAUUUCAAUCUCCUCAUUACUACCAAUCCCAUCAAUACACGAUUCCUCCUCUUCUCUUUCUUCUUCUUUAUCACAAUUUAGGGUUCUCAAAUUCUUUUCUAUCAAAUGCCCAUGUCAUCAAAUCACCAAGAAAAGCAAUCUAUCAACAACAAAUGCUGUUUACACCGAAGCUCAGACUUCGACUGCACCGAGAAAAGACACGGUGGAUACCGAGGUCGACGGGAUUUCUCUCCUGAACGAGAGAAUCCGGCGUGAACACCGGAAAAGAGGUGAAGUAUCAUCGAAGAAUGAUAAUUCAAUGAAUAGUGAAGAAGCUGAGAAAUAUAUACAAUUAGUCAAAGAACAGCAACAAAGAGGACUGCAGAAAUUGAAAGGACAUAGACAAGGUGGCAAUGAUGAUGGCAGUAAUCCAAACAAGAGUUUUAAUUAUAAGGUGGAUCCAUAUACGUUACGUGCAGGUGAUUAUGUUGUUCAUAAGAAAGUUGGUGUUGGGAGAUUUGUUGGGAUUAAAUUUGAUGUGCCUAAAGAUUCUACAGCUCCUAUUGAGUAUGUUUUUAUUGAGUAUUCUGAUGGUAUGGCCAAAUUACCGUUGAAACAAGCUUCUCGUUCGCUGUACCGUUAUAGUCUUCCGAAUGAAACGAAGAAACCACGCGCAUUGAGCAAAUUAAAUGAUACGACUGUGUGGGAAAGGAGAAGGAUAAAAGGGAAGAUAGCUGUACAAAAGAUGGUUGUUGAUUUGAUGGAGUUGUACUUAUAUAGGUUAAAACAAAAGAGACCACCUUACCCAAAAACGUCUAAAAUUACUGAGUUCACCGAACAGUUUCCUUUUGAGCCAACUCCUGAUCAAAAACAGGCUUUCAUUGAUGUUGAGAAGGAUUUGACUGAGAGGGAAACUCCAAUGGAUAGAUUGAUUUGUGGAGAUGUUGGGUUUGGUAAAACUGAAGUUGCUUUACGUGCUAUCUAUUGUGUGGUGUCAACACGAAAACAAGUUAUGGUUUUAGCACCAACUAUUGUUCUUGCUAAGCAACAUUUUGAAGUAAUUUCUGAUCGGUUUUCUCGGUAUCCCGAUAUCAAGGUUGGACUUUUGAGCAGGUUUCAGACCAAGGCUGAGAAAGAGGAGUAUAUAACAAUGAUUAAAAAUGGAGAGCUGGAUAUUAUUGUUGGAACUCAUGCACUUCUUGGAAGUCGAGUGGUCUAUAACAAUCUUGGUUUACUUGUUGUUGACGAGGAACAGAGGUUUGGCGUGAAACAGAAGGAGAAGAUUGCUUCUUUUAAAACUUCAGUUGAUGUUCUCACUCUCUCGGCAACACCAAUUCCCAGAACUUUGUACUUGGCUUUGACUGGGUUUCGUGAUGCAAGUUUGAUUUCGACGCCACCUCCAGAAAGAGUUCCUAUUAAGACUCACAUGUCGGCAUAUAGUGAGAAAAAGAUCGUAUCUGCAAUCAAGUACGAGCUUGAUCGUGGGGGUCAAGUUUUCUAUGUGUUGCCACGUAUCAAAGGUCUGGAUGAAGUUAUGGGAUUUCUCGAGCAGUCAUUUCCAAAUGUUGAAAUAGCAAUUGCUCAUGGAAAGCAAUACUCAAAGCAACUAGAAGAAACUAUGGAGAAAUUUUGUCAAGGAGAAAUCAAAAUCCUUAUAUGCACAAAUAUAGUUGAAAGUGGGCUUGAUAUUCAAAAUGCCAACACUAUAAUAAUCCAGGACGUUCACCAAUUCGGCUUAGCACAAUUAUAUCAGCUACGUGGGAGGGUUGGCCGUGCGGAUAAGGAAGCCUAUGCGCACUUGUUUUUCCCUGAAAAGUCAGCGUUAUCUGAGCAGGCACUGGAGAGACUAGCAGCACUUGAAGAAUGUUGCAAUCUUGGCCAAGGUUUUCAAUUAGCAGAAAGAGACAUGGGCAUACGAGGAUUUGGGAAUAUUUUUGGGGAGCAGCAGACUGGUGAUGUUGGCAAUGUAGGCAUUGAUCUGUUCUUCGAAAUGCUGUUCGAAAGCUUAUCCAAGGUUGAAGAGCAUCGGCUUAUCUCAGUCCCUUACAAGAAUGUACAGCUUGAUAUAAAUAUAACAGCGCAUCUGUCUUCGGACUACAUAAAUUAUCUGGGGAACCCAAUGGGGAUACUUGAAGAGGCUGAGAAUGCAGCUGAAAAAGACAUCUGGAGUUUAAUGAACUUCACGGAGAAUCUACGUCGUCAAUAUGGAAAAGAACCACGCUCCAUGGAGAUGCUAUUGAAGAAGCUCUACGUGAAGAGGAUGGCUGCAGAUUUAGGAAUUAGUAGAAUAUAUGCCUCCGGCAAGAUGGUAGGCAUGUCAACAAACAUGAGUAAGAAGGUUUUCAAGCUGAUAACAGAGUCGAUGGCCUCCGAUGUUCAACGGAACUCCUUAGUCUUAGAAGAGAACCAAAUCAAGGCAGAACUACUUCUGGAGCUGCCAGGAGAGCAACUCCUGAACUGGAUCUUCCAGUGCUUAACAGAACUUCAUGCAUCGCUACCAGCACUUAUUAAAUACUAAGUUUUGUUCAAAAGAAAAAAUCUACCACUUUCUUAACUGGUAUUGGAUUCUCAAUGAAAGAUUGCAUCGCCAUUGGUACCAUGCCUCAGCUCGUUUGAACAGAAGUCCUUGGGCAGUCACCUGAUUGGACUUCAAAGCUGGUUGCACUUGUAUAAAUCAUAUAAGCUCAGAGUAGGCAUAUUCCAAAACAAUGACUGGUAGAUAUUCGAAGCCAUAUUUCUACUAGCAAUGUGGUGUAUAAAGAUUCCUUUACAGUACUAAAGAACCAGGUUCAGUGCAGUUGCCAUUCUUCUGCAAUAUAGUUGAAUCAUGGGAUAACUUAUAAUUCCAACUUAAUACGGUUGAUUACAACUUGCUACAUGAAAGUCCAGCAGUACCCAGAGUGUGUCGGAAAGAUUUUCCGUCCAAUGUAUGUCUGUACAAAGGCCGGCUUAUAUCGAGAUCUUACUUCUGUUUUUCUUGAUCAUUGUAGCUGGGCCGAGGCUUCCAAGUUUUUGUAGUUUCAAAAUGAAAGUCAAGUUCACUAUUGAAAACCUUCUUAUGCUUGCAGCAGUAGGUCUUACGUCCCAUCUUGACCAAAUGAAACAAUCCAAUUUCAUAGUGGGAUUUUGAUGUUUUGGUCAUUAGAAUUGAUUAAUGUACGUUGAUGAAAUUUGUUAGUUAAUUCUCAUAUCUUAA